Molecule: messenger RNA, 1263 nt
Organism: Olea europaea var. sylvestris
Lineage: Eukaryota; Viridiplantae; Streptophyta; Magnoliopsida; Lamiales; Oleaceae
Exons: 3
Coding region: 1-1263 (420 amino acids)
Source: RefSeq, a predicted model, not a curated record
AUGGAAGAAAUUAUGGCCCAAAAGAUAGAUGAUGCACUGUCCAAGAGGAAGGAUAAGCGGAGGCAUAUGGUUUUAGAGGAAGACCCGUUCGCCCCUGAGAUCAUGGCGAUCCCUUUGCCUAAAGGCUUCAAACAACCCCUGAUAGAAGCAUAUGACGGAGUCACGGAUCCGCUUGAGCACUUGCGGACCUUUAUAGACUUGAUGAGACUUUAUGCCGCCCCGGACGCAGUGAUGUGCCGAUCAUCCCCCCUCCCACUCAGGAGGGAGGCUAGGGACUGGAUAGCAACCUUGGCCCCUCGGUCUAUCAAGAUGUUUGAUGAGCUCUCCAAGAGCUUUGUGGCUUACUUCCUAAGCAGCAAGAGGAAGAGGAAGACAGCCAUUGGGUUGAUGCAGAUGUCACUCUCCAAGAACCCCCCAAAGUCGAUGCAUGACCCAUUGAAGAAGGGAGACAAGUAUGUCAAUGCGGAGGAAGCGGAGAAAGUAACUAAAAAUCUCAGGGACGGAUGGGAGACGGAAGCACAUAAGCGAAAAGCGUAUGAUGAGCAAAGGCACACUGAGAAGAAUAAGUCGAAGAAUGAACGCAUGAACAAGGGUUAUGCCCAAGAUCGGUUGGUCAAGCAGAAGCGAGAGGAGGCCAAGGCACCCACCCCUUUGAACAUCCCACAUACGAAGUUAUUAAUGGAGAUACAGCACAUGAAAGAGCUCGAAUGGCCUAAACCGAUGCUGACUUCCUCCAGCAAGAGAAAUCAAAGUAAGUACUACCAUUUUCACAAAGAUCACGGACAUGAUACCGAAGAAUGUGUGCAGUUGAAGGAAGAAAUUGAGCACCUGUUAAGGCGGGGACUAUUGGCUAAGUAUGUAAAAAACGACAGGGGCAAGCAAAGGCUCGAAGGUCUACCCCCACCAAGGGCAGGAGUGAUAAACAUAAUCAUUGGGGGAGUAGCACCGAGCGACGACUCAAAUUCAGCUAGGAAGAGCUAUGCGCAUUCCGCAGGGUCUGCUCUAUCCAGAAAAAAGAUACUAGUCGACGGAGGAAGCGCGGCAAAUGUCCUCACCUCGGAUGCCUUCUUGGGUUUAAAAAUUCUCCCAAAAAAGUUGAAGAUGGUGACUACCCCUCUACAAGGCUUUGAAGGGGCAACAAUGAUAUCGGAGGGAACUGUGGAGCUUCCAAUUACGCUAGGCACAUAUCCAGUGACAGUGGUGAUUGUGACUAAUUUCUUGGUUGUCAAGACCCCCAUGGCCUACAAUGCCAUCUAUGGCUGA